AUGCAUUUCCUCUCCACCAUCGCCAGCAUUGCCUCUCUAUCGGCCCUUGCAUCCGCACAACCAGGUCCCGGCCCAGCACCAGGCCCAGCACCACCUCUCGCCCAGAUGAACAACACAAACGGCAUUGGCAGCACGCCUGCCCAGCGCUUCGUCAUCUCGGCCGACCAAGCCCAGACCGUCAUCAAAGCCGCCGUCGCAAACGCCACCGCGCUCCAAAUCCCAGAGAACAUUGCCAUUGUCGACCCAGCCGGCAUGCUCGUCGCCUUCCACCGCAUGGACAACGCAUACCUCGGCUCUAUCGACAUCAGCCAGAAGAAGGCUCGCACUGCCGUUCUCUUCAACGGCCUCACCAGCGGAGACCUCUACGCUGCCGUUCAGCCCGGCGCCCCGCUUUACAGCGCCGAGAACAGCAACGGAGGUCUUAUUGUCUUUGGUGGCGGUCUUCCCAUUUACCUCAACGGAAGGUUGAUUGGCGGUGUCGGUGUUAGCGGUGGAAGCGUAGAGCAGGAUCUCAGUGCUGCGUUUGCGGGUGUUGAGGGUCUUGGUGCUUCAUCCAAGGCUUAA
Bipolaris zeicola 26-R-13 is the source of this 564-nucleotide messenger RNA. RefSeq lists its product as uncharacterized. The record is from RefSeq and is a predicted model, not a curated record. Bases 1 to 564 code for a protein of 187 amino acids. Lineage: Eukaryota; Fungi; Ascomycota; Dothideomycetes; Pleosporales; Pleosporaceae. The transcript has a single exon.